Messenger RNA from Callorhinus ursinus (northern fur seal), 4644 nucleotides. It is a transcript of the gene ZNF2, whose product is annotated as zinc finger protein 2. The record is from RefSeq and is a predicted model, not a curated record. Gene Ontology annotation, cellular component: chromatin; nucleus; transcription regulator complex. Gene Ontology annotation, molecular function: RNA polymerase II cis-regulatory region sequence-specific DNA binding; DNA-binding transcription factor activity, RNA polymerase II-specific. Gene Ontology annotation, biological process: regulation of transcription by RNA polymerase II. NCBI's taxonomy places the organism in Eukaryota, Metazoa, Chordata, Mammalia, Carnivora, Otariidae.
GCCUAUGGUAGGCAUUAUAGGUUUUUUGAGUGGAAGUGUAGACUUGUUCCUGAAGUCUAUUAUACUCUUGUAAUCUCCAGUCUUCUCUGAAGCUCCAGCUCAGUGGUUCUUAGCUCUAGCAGCGCAUUAGAAUCACCUGAAGAUCUCUGUAACUCUCUUUAGAGUGGACCCCACGUAUCAAUGUGUCCAAAGCUUUUCAGGUGAUUCCGACAUGCAGCCAAGGAUGAGAAUCCCUACGUCUCCAACUAGGGAGGGCCCUUCCCGCAAUACCAAGGCAGGCGGACUGGUGUGCGCUCAAACUGUCGGUAAUCUGCCGGCUGCCCAGUUAAACAGAUGUGUAUCCUGGGCUUUCCUCUUCCGGCGCAAAAAUGUACACGUACCCUGCCUCAGGCCCAGCCUCAUCCUAGAACCGAAUUCUGCGUUUCUCCGGCCCAAAUUUCAGAACCAAAUCUCUGAAAGUGGGCAAGCUGAAGCAGAAAAAAAGCCUCUUCAAAGCGCCAGGAGACUCGUCGUUCUCGCUCUUUCGGGCGGUGAAAACCAAGGGUAGGGACCGGCCCCAAAGAUCAGACACAUUUCCUUCGGACGGCCCUUCCAUCGGAGGACUGGAGGGACGUGACAUCACACAUAGACAGUACUUCCAGGGUCCGGACUCUGCCCUUUUCUACAAGGAGAGCACACAGGAGGAAUGGCUGCUGUGUCUCCGACUGCCAGGUGCCAGGAAUCAGUGACAUUCGAGGAUGUGGCCGUGAUUUUCACAGAUGAAGAGUGGAGGCAUCUAGUCCCUAUUCAGAGGGACCUCUACAAGGAGGUGAUGCUGGAAAACUAUAAGAGCAUUGUCUCAUUGGGACUUCCAGUUCCUCGACCUGAUGUCAUUUUUCAGUUGAAGAGAGGGGAUGAGCCUUGGAUAGUUGAUCUUCAUGGAUCUGAGGAGAGAGAAUGUCCAGAGAAUGUCUCUCUAGACUGGGAGACUAAGCCUGAGAUUCAUGGUGCUUCAGAAGAAGAAUCAGAAGGAACAGCGAGGGGAAAGCUUGGAGGAGAAGUUCCUGUGUGUCCUAAAUUUGAAGCUCAUGCACUGGAGGAUGAGUCGGAAGAAGGAAAGGAGAGCCCUGCCGUCCAGACCUGCAAGAAGUCCCUUUCCCAGAAGGAAAGCUUGCAGCAAGGGUCUACCCCUCUCAAGAAAAUUCUCACUAAAGAGAGAGACCAGGAAUGCAGCCACUGUGGGAAGACCUUUUUUGACCACUCAUCCCUUAUCCGCCACCAGAGGACUCACACUGGAGAGAAGCCCUAUGACUGUCACGAGUGUGGGAAGGCCUUCAGUCACAGGAGCAGUCUCAGUAGACAUCUGAUGUCUCACACUGGGGAGAGCCCCUACGAAUGCAACGCGUGUGGGAAGGCCUUUUUCGACCGGUCAUCCCUAACUGUCCAUCAGCGAAUUCAUACUGGAGAGAAGCCCUUUAAAUGCAGCGAGUGUGGGAAAGCCUUCUUUGACCGUUCAUCCCUUACCCGACACCAGAGAAUCCAUACCGGAGAAAGCCCUUAUGAAUGUAAUCAGUGUGGGAAAGCCUUUAGCCAGAAGAGUAUUCUUACUCGACAUCAGCUCAUCCACACUGGCAGGAAGCCUUAUGAAUGUAAUGAGUGUGGGAAAGCCUUCUAUGGUGUCUCAUCCCUGAACAGACAUCAGAAAGCUCACACUGGAGAGCCGCACUAUCAGUGCAGUGAGUGUGGGAAAGCUUUCUUUGACCGCUCAUCCCUUACACAGCAUCAGAAGAUUCACACUGGAGACAAGCCAUAUGAGUGCACCGAAUGUGGGAAAGCCUUUAGCCAGAGAUGCCGGCUUACGCGACAUCAGAGAGUGCAUACAGGAGAGAAACCCUUUGAAUGCAGUGUGUGUGGGAAAGUGUUCAGUUCUAAAUCGUCCGUUAUUCAACAUCAACGACCUCAAACUAGAGAGAAGCCCUUUAAAUGUCACGAAUGUGGCAAGGCUUUCUUUGUCCGCUCAUCUUUUACCCGCCAUCAGAGAAUUCAUACUGGAGAAAGUCUUUAUGAGUGUACAGAAUGUGGGAAAUCCUUUAGCCAGGAAAGCAUCCUCGCUCGCCACAAGCUCACUCACACUGGAGAGCGGCCUUAUGAAUGCAGGGGGUGUGGCAAAGCCCUGUUUGACCGCUCCUCCCUCAUUCGCCACCGCAGAGCACACACCAGAGAGACCUGUUUUGAAUGUAAUGAGUGUGGGAAAGUUUUCUUUGACCGCUCAUCCCUUAAUCAGCAUCAGAAAAUUCAUAGUGGAGACAAGCCCUAUAAAUGCACUGAAUGUGGGAAAGCCUUCCUCCAGAAGAGAACGCUUACUCAGCAUCAGAGAGUGCACACUGGAGAGAAGCCCUACGAAUGCAGCGUGUGUGGGAAGAAAGCCUUUAGUUACUACUCAGCUUUUGUCUUGCAUCAGAGAAUUCACACAGGAGAAAAGCCCUACGAAUGUAAUGAAUGUGGUAAAGCUUUUAGCCAGAGCAUACACCUUACUCUACACCAGAGAAUUCAUACUGGAGAGAAACCCUACGAAUGUCAUGAAUGUGGGAAAGCCUUCAGUCACCGCUCUGCCCUUAUUCGGCAUCAUAUCAUCCAUACUGGAGAGAAGCCCUAUGAAUGCAAUGAAUGUGGGAAGGCCUUUAAUCAGAGCUCAUACCUCACUCAACAUCAGCGAAUUCAUACUGGAGAGAAACCUUAUGAGUGUAACGAAUGUGGGAAGGCCUUUAGCCAAAGCACAUUCCUUACCCAGCAUCAGGUCAUUCACACUGGAGAGAAACCCUAUAAAUGUAAUGAAUGUGGGAAAGCCUUUAGUGAUCGAUCAGGCCUUAUUCAGCACCAGAGAACUCAUACUGGGGAGAGGCCUUAUGAGUGUAAUGAGUGUGGGAAAGCUUUUGGCUACUGUUCAGCCCUGACUCAACACCAGAGAACUCACACUGGGGAGAAACCCUAUAAAUGCAAUGAUUGUGCCAAAGCCUUCAGUGACCGCUCAGCCCUUAUUCGUCAUCAGAGAACACACACUGGAGAGAAACCUUAUAAGUGUAAGGACUGUGGAAAAGCUUUCAGCCAGAGCUCAUCUCUUACAAAGCAUCAGAAAACUCACACUGGAGAAAAGCCCUAUAAGUGUAAGGAAUGUGGAAAAGCUUUCAGCCAGAGUUCAUCCCUUUCUCAACAUCAGAAAACCCAUGCUGGAGGGAAAACCAAAGAAUAUGGAAAAGCGUUUAGUGAGCAUUCAGCCUUUGGCCAGCAAAAGAGAAUUCAUACUGGAUAAAGACUAUGUAAAUGUGGUACAUUCAGAACAUAUUUAUCGAACAAUUACUAAACACGGUGUGAGGGCUACAAAGGAAUUUCAGCGUGUAUUACACAAAAGAUAUUAAUUGAGAAGUCAUUGCUGAUACAAGGCAUAGCUUAUUUAGAAUGUGAAGGAGGGGUUUUACAUUUUUUCAGUGCAGCAGAGGACUUUGAAUUUCCUUGGGGAAAGAGGAAGAUUAUUUCCAACACUCUAAGGUGUAUGUAAGCUUCCAAAUCCUUGUGGGAGAAAUAGGGUGUGCGAUGAUGCAAAGAAGAGAUCUUCGCUGGAUAGUCUCUUAAUGCUAAGGAGAUGAAGCUUUAAAGAGAUGAGGGUUUCUUUAGGGAAAUUGCAGAGGCAGAAAUAAGAGAUUGAGAAUUCACAAUGAGUUUGUCCAGGGUUUGGGAGUAGAGGUGGAAGGAAAGUUGUCCUUAGGCUUAAGUAUAAGGUCACUUAGGAGAUAGAUGAGAAGGUUCGAGAAAAAGAACUGGGGUAGUGAACUCAAGAAAUGUUGAUUGAGAUAACUACUCAAAUUUGAGUGCUCCCAACCAGGGAAAAUGUUAGACUCGUUAGUUGGUCAGGUGCAAAGUUUCCACCCUGAUGCCAAGGAACGUUGGCCUGGCAGUCUGCUUCUGCGCUUUUUGUCUUGGAGACCUUGCUUAUUGAUUCACAGCUUGCUAAGAAUCAUAUUAACUCCAGGGGUCAAGGCUGACAGCCUAGAAAGAGAAGGUAUAGGAGGGACCUUUGAUGUUUUCAGUCUAUCUUAAGCUACCUAUUUUAAGCUAAGUUACCUGAGAAUAUGCUUAUUUAUAAAGAUUUUACCUCAAUCGUAUGUAGUUUGUACUUUAGAUUUAGUCAUACCAUAGUCAAAUUAAGUUGUAGACCUGAGCUGACACUGCCUAUUGGAUUGUGAAAGAUUCGAAAAGGCUUUGAAAUACUUACCUUUCACCAUUUUAUUCUUGGGUAGAGGCACAUGACAGCCUUGUGUAUAUUUUUUUUCCAUUGGAACUUCGAAGGUUAUUGCAUAUUUUGAGUAUUGUGUUUUUAGUUUUCACAAGUUUGAUGAUAUGUCUUGAUGUGGAUUUCUUUGAGUUUAUCCUGUUUUCUGAACUUCAAUCUGUAGGUUUAUGUGUUGGGGAAUUUUUAGCCAUCAUUUCUUUGAACACAUUUUCCAGCCCUCACUCCUUUUCUCCUUCCAGGACCCUGAUGACACACAUGUUAGAUCUUUGUAGUCCCACAAGUUCCUGAGGCUCUGUUCUGUGAUUUUUUUUUUUCCAGUAUAUUUUUAUCUCAAUCUGCUCAGGCUACUGUAACAAAAUAAUGUAGAAUGGGGGGGC